Molecule: messenger RNA, 764 nt
Organism: Drosophila simulans
Lineage: Eukaryota; Metazoa; Arthropoda; Insecta; Diptera; Drosophilidae
Gene: Ras64B
Product: ras-like protein 2
Exons: 3
Coding region: 109-687 (192 amino acids)
Biological process (GO): signal transduction
Cellular component (GO): plasma membrane
Molecular function (GO): GDP binding; GTP binding; GTPase activity
Source: RefSeq, a predicted model, not a curated record
UCAGUGAGAGUGUGCAUUCCUCAGUUAACCGAGAACGGUCACACUGCUGCUGUCGCGGAAGAAAAAUAAAAGAAUUUCGCUGGCCAACUGGUCGAUUUAAACGGGGAAAUGCAGAUGCAAACGUACAAACUGGUGGUCGUCGGCGGCGGCGGCGUGGGCAAGUCGGCAAUAACGAUACAGUUCAUCCAGAGCUACUUCGUCACGGACUACGAUCCCACAAUUGAAGACUCGUACACGAAGCAGUGCAACAUAGACGAUGUGCCAGCCAAAUUGGACAUUUUGGACACGGCUGGCCAGGAGGAGUUCAGUGCCAUGCGGGAGCAGUACAUGCGCUCCGGCGAGGGAUUCCUGCUCGUCUUCGCGCUCAACGAUCAUUCCAGCUUCGAUGAGAUCCCCAAGUUCCAGCGCCAGAUACUGCGCGUCAAGGAUCGCGACGAGUUUCCCAUGCUGAUGGUGGGCAACAAGUGCGACCUGAAGCACCAGCAGCAGGUGUCCCUGGAGGAGGCGCAGAACACCAGCCGCAACCUGAUGAUCCCCUACAUCGAGUGCAGUGCCAAACUGAGGGUCAACGUCGAUCAGGCCUUCCACGAGCUCGUGAGGAUCGUGCGCAAGUUCCAAAUCGCCGAGCGUCCCUUCAUCGAGCAGGAUUACAAGAAGAAGGGCAAGAGGAAGUGCUGCCUGAUGUAGAAGGAAGCAGAGGGAAGAGAAUCUCCUGAAUGCCGCAGCGGAAGCAGGAGCCAACAUAUAAUGAGUAUAACACCAAA